AUGCCAAACUACAACAUCAAGGCCGAGACAUCGGAUGAAUUUACCUAUGACAAUGGGAAUUUGAAUCAUAAUAACAAUAACAAUAAUCAAGGUACUGAAAGCUUUGAUCAAUUUGUUAACUUUUCACCAAGUUCAACUACAAAUUUGAACUCACCAAUUGGAUUAUCACAAUUUUUACCUAGUAAUUCUUCAAAUACAUUCCCAAAUUUUAAUCAAAAGAUGUAUGGAGGUCAGAAUGUUCAACAUUUGAGUCAACAACAAUUACAUCCUCAAACUCAAAUCCAAAUACAACAAGCUCAACAAGCUCAAGCUCAAGCAAAAGCUCAAGCCACUCAAAAUGUAUCAAAUUCUGGACUAAAUCCAAUUUCAAACCAACAACAACCAAACCUUUCCAUUCAAACUCAAAUACCAGUUGUUCAACCCAGUCAACAUAGUCCAGUUCCUGGUUUCAAACUUGAUUAUAAUUUACACAAGGCAAAUUCUCAUACUGAUUUAACCUUAAAUACUCAACAAACUUCAUCUUCAUCUUCAAUACCUCAACAACAACAACAUCAUCAUCAACACCAACAACAACAUCAACAACACCAACAUCAACAAAAUCAAGGUCAAAGCUCACAUAUACAACAGACAGAUGAUGUUUCAUUGUUUCUUGAUGAAUUAAAUAUGUUAAAUUCACCAACAAAUGUCUUAUCUGUAAAUAAUCAAUUAAGAAAUUUUGGAAAUUUUGGUGAUCAAUUCUAUCCUCAACAACAAAAUAGUAAUAACAAUAGUCCAAUACAAUUGAACACACCAAACUUAACACAUCUCAAUUCUAAUGGAUCACAAUCACAAUCCAAUCAUAGUUAUACUUCACCACCACCAAUGAUAAUAUCAACACCUCCACAAGAUGAAAUAUCUAAAAGAAGUAAUCAUAAUCAUAAUUUAUCUAAUACUUCACAACAACAACAAUCAUAUGUUCCAAGCACGCUUGAACAACAAAGUUUACAAUAUAGUUCAUCAAGUACACAAGGUUUAAUGGAUCCACAAUUUAAUGGAGGUAUAGGAGGAAAUAGUGGUGCAUUUUUACAAGCUCAAACUUCAAAUGAUAGUUCAAAUUUAUUAGCCCCAGAUUUUGGUAGUGCAGCAUUUCAAGGUUUACGUACUUCACCAUCAAAUUCUGCAUUGAGUGAUUUAUCAUCAGUUGGUGGAUCUCCAUAUUUAUCUGCUUAUUCUCCAUCACAUUUUGGUGUAGAUGAUGAUGUAUUAUCACAAACUGGAGGAUUUUUAGAUGUUCAAAAUGAUUUUAAUGAUGUUAAUGGUUCAAAUUCAAAUGAAAUAGAUUUGUUAAGUAAUCAAUUUAAUAGAUUAACUGAAGAAAAUUUACAAACUAAUAAUUUAAUGAGUCAACCUUCACCAGUUACUAUAUCAAUUGAUGCAGCACCAGAAGAAGCAUCUAAAAAAACACCAUCAUUAUUUAGUUCAAAUAGAUCAUCACCAAAUAAUUCACCAAAUCAUUCAAGAGCAAAUUCAAAUUCUUCACAAAAUAUGAAAUCUGGUCAUUAUGCAAAUUUAUUAUCACCAAAUGAUGGUUCACCAUCUGAUUUAUUAAAACCUGAAGAUCAACAACAUUCAAACAUGAGACAAGGUCGUCAACGUCGUCAAUCAAGAUCAAGAUCAAAUUCUACAUCAAGAACAACAGGUGGUACAAGUCCUGGAGGUGGUGCAACAAGUGAUCGUAGUCGAUCUUUAUCACAAAAUCGUGAAAAAAUGUUGGAAUUGGCAUCACCAAAUCAAUCAAAUAGAAGAGUUCAAAAACAUCCAUCUAUUUAUGCAUGUCAUUUAUGUGAUAAAAGAUUUACAAGACCUUAUAAUUUAAAAUCACAUUUAAGAACUCAUACAGAUGAACGACCAUUUGUUUGUACAGUUUGUGGUAAGGCAUUUGCAAGACAACAUGAUAGAAAACGUCAUGAAGAUUUACAUAGUGGUAAAAAAAGAUAUGAAUGUCGUGGAUUUUUAGCAGAUGGUAAAACACCAUGGGGUUGUGGUAAAAAAUUUGCAAGAACUGAUGCAUUAGGUAGACAUUUUAAAACUGAAGCUGGUAAAGAAUGUAUUAGACCUCUUGUUGAAGAACAUGAACGUGAAAAGGCAAAAUCUGUUGCAGAAGGUGGUAAUGGUGAUAAUUUAACCGUACCUAAAUUAGAAGUUAAUAAUAGUCAAUUUCCUGAUGGAUUAUAUCAACAAUUUCCUGGUUUAUUUAAUGGUGGGAAUUCACCAAAUAGUGGGAUAAGUGAUAAUGGAAGUGAUUUUGAAUAG
This is a messenger RNA of Hansenula ciferrii, 2292 nucleotides long. Its product is annotated as C2H2-type zinc finger protein. Gene Ontology annotation, biological process: regulation of transcription by RNA polymerase II. The record is from RefSeq and is a predicted model, not a curated record. The transcript has a single exon. The coding region runs from base 1 to 2292 and encodes 763 amino acids. Gene Ontology annotation, molecular function: RNA polymerase II cis-regulatory region sequence-specific DNA binding; DNA-binding transcription factor activity, RNA polymerase II-specific. NCBI's taxonomy places the organism in Eukaryota, Fungi, Ascomycota, Saccharomycetes, Phaffomycetales, Wickerhamomycetaceae.